Cucumis melo (muskmelon) is the source of this 1779-nucleotide messenger RNA. Its product is annotated as elongation of fatty acids protein 3-like. Gene Ontology annotation, biological process: fatty acid elongation, saturated fatty acid; very long-chain fatty acid biosynthetic process; fatty acid elongation, monounsaturated fatty acid. Gene Ontology annotation, molecular function: fatty acid elongase activity. The transcript has a single exon. Lineage: Eukaryota; Viridiplantae; Streptophyta; Magnoliopsida; Cucurbitales; Cucurbitaceae. Bases 247 to 1197 code for a protein of 316 amino acids. The record is from RefSeq and is a predicted model, not a curated record. Gene Ontology annotation, cellular component: endoplasmic reticulum membrane.
GAGCUCGUGUUAGAUAGGUUACACACGUGUGGAUGGUAAAAAGAAAGGGUAUUUCCAUUUCCACCCACACAUUUCCGCUAAAAAACGGCCCAAAAUUUCUACCUUUUUCCACAAAUUCCUUCCCCUCCUCUCCAAUUUUGCUCUGAUUUCGCCAUUCUCAUGGCUUCUCCAUGAUCCUGACGUAAAUCCCACCCUCGCCCUCCUCCUCUACCGCCGUCUGAUCGUUUCCUCUCAACGUCGACGGCGAUGUCUCCCGGAAUCAUUCCCAUCAACGACUUCACCUACUGGCUAUCGGAGCACCCCUCCAUCGUUGGAUUCCGUUGGAGUCAUACCCAUUCAUGGGGUUCCACUUGGUCCUUCCUCUUCUCUUCCAUAGCCUUUUACCUCGCCUUCUCCACGGCCCUCCAUCUCUUCCUCACCCUCCUCCUCCGCCCCGGCCGCUCUGUCCCUCUUGGUCCCAUUCCAGCCAUCCAUUCCCUCUCCAUGGCCCUAAUCUCUACUCUCAUCUCCGCCGGUAUCCUCCUCUCUUCCCUGGCCGAGAUCCGCGACACCCGCUGGUUUUGGCGCCGCUCCAAAACCCCCUUCCAAUGGCUUCUCUGUUUCCCCUUAGGCACUCGUCCUUCAGGGCGCGUCUUCUUCUGGUCUUACAUCUAUUACUUAUCUCGAUUCUUCCAUAUGUUCCGUACCAUUUUCACCAUUCUACUUCGGCGUAGACUCUCCUUCUUCCAGCUUUUUAACCACUCGAUCUCCACGUUUAUGUCCUUCCUGUGGCUUGAAUUUUCUCAAUCCUUUCAGGUUCUGGCGAUUCUGUCGACAUCGGUGGUGUACGCGGUGGUUUACGGUUACAGAUUCUGGACGGCGAUUGGAUUGCGAAGGGCUUGUUUCCCUUUUGUUGUGAAUUGUCAAUUCGUUCUGUUGGGUUGUAAUUUAGCUUGCCAUGUGGGGGUUUUGUUGCUUCAUUUCAUGAAAGGUGGAUGCAACGGAAUUGGGGCUUGGAGUUUCAAUUCUGUACUCAACGGAGCCAUUUUACUGCUUUUCUUGAACUUCUAUCUCAAAAUCCAUCUUGGGGAUACAGAGGAUUCUGUGAAGAUCAUCAAACACCACCACCAUCAACCGGCCUGUUCUGGAAAUUUAAAGAAUCAAUCUCUUGGAAGAAGAAUGUCUGAAUCUGAUAAUUUCAAAGAGAAGUUCCAUUAAUCGAUUGAUUGAUUCUGUUUGUGAGGAAUGGGAAUUGAAAUCCCACUUCAGGUUUUGGAUUUUUCAAAGGAAUUGGUAGGAAAAUUUGAUGAAUGCAUGUAUGGUGAGAAAGAAAGAAAGAAAGAAAGAAAGAAAGAAAGAAAGAAAGAAAGAGAUUUGGUGGUGUGGUGGUGACUCAUGACUGCCCGUUUGGAAGCAGCUAAGAAAAACAAAUUGUGAAAUUUUGGUAUUGUAAAGAGGUAAGUAAAUAUAUUAUGUAUUAUGUAUAUUAUUAUAAAAUUUAUAAGUGUAUGUGUAUAGGGUUGUUCAAUGGCUGAGGAAAAGUGUAAUGUUUAGGAAAACACACCUCAGGAUUUAGGGUUUAAAUGAUGGAGAAACAAUAGAAUGAUUUUAUUUUUUCUAUUAAAAAAAAAUCUUAGAAUCAUAAUAAUAAUAGUAAUAAUAAUAAUAAUAUUGUUUGCAUCAAAGUUUGAAAUUGAAGUGUUACCUUUUGCAGGAAAAAUAAACAAAACUAACAUGGCACUGAAUGUUAUGUACCUAAAAAGGGAGAAAUUAUUAUGAGAUGUGCUUCCUACUUUCUUA